AUGCGCGCCUUGAUGUGUCUCUGUCUUUUCAUUGGCACCAUUGAUGCCCUGGAUAAUGCCUACUUGCCAGCCAGCCAGAUCUAUGCCCCACAAAGACCCGUUGCCACGGAAUAUUUCACGUAUACAGCACCACCGGAAGAUGGGGAUACUGGGGCUCCUCUCCACCAGGCAGCUCGACAACUGGCCAAAGCUCUAUCACCCGCCCAGCAAGUUGUGUUCAUACGAACACCGGAAACUAAUCUCUACACGUUGACAGCAAAACAACUAGCCUCACGCAAUGCCUUGGAUAUCUUUGUAUUGCAACGGCAAACGGAUGCAUCGGCGCUUUCCCAACAGCAAGCUGCCAUUGAGCAACAAUUACGGCAAAAGCCGAGCGUUCACUUUGUAAAAUAUCGCACCCCAGCCGAUGUAAGUCGAGCAUUGGCCACUCUGAGGGGAGGCUAUGACCAGUUGCCGGGCAAGAGCAUCAGUCACGCCAUCGAAAGUGCCGAUGUCUUUGAGCUAAACCCACCACCACCAACUAGACCGCCAUUGGAUCGUGUCAUAUUCAAGAUCCUGCCCAAAGACGGCUCCGAGUAUGAGACACACGAAGAAGCCAAUGAACUAGAGACCGCUAAGGUACAGGCCCUCUUUAGGGAGUAUCUGCCGCCCAGACAACGUCGUUAG
Molecule: messenger RNA, 666 nt
Organism: Drosophila willistoni
Lineage: Eukaryota; Metazoa; Arthropoda; Insecta; Diptera; Drosophilidae
Exons: 2
Coding region: 1-666 (221 amino acids)
Source: RefSeq, a predicted model, not a curated record